Molecule: messenger RNA, 7399 nt
Organism: Chiloscyllium plagiosum (whitespotted bambooshark)
Lineage: Eukaryota; Metazoa; Chordata; Chondrichthyes; Orectolobiformes; Hemiscylliidae
Source: RefSeq, a predicted model, not a curated record
AAUACCAAUAAUUGCCCUCUGAAAUGGUCGAACCACUCACUCAUUUGUAUCAAAACGCAAAGUCCGGGGACUGAACAUAGGAAUCAGGAUCAGCACCUGGCCCCUUCUCGCCAACUCCAAUGCUGCCAGUGAAUAAGAUUAUAGCUCACUGCACCCUCAACUUCACAUUGCUGCCUGCGCUGAUAACCUUACACGUCCCUCAAGCCCCCAGGGGAAUUGCAAGUCUUGCCCGUGCAACCUGCUCCCAGAAUUUAGCCCUCGCCUCGGCAACAGAUGGGUGAAGUGUUUCAGGAACGUGACAUUUCAAGUGGGGGGAGUGCAAGGUCCUGAACAGCGAUUCUUGUUUAAGGAAGAGGCCUGCCAUGCCAAUGCUUUUGCUGUUGUGGCCAGACUGCUUGUCCUCGCAGCGAUAAUAUGCUCUUCAAGACUGGUUGCAGUUUCUUGAAAGCAAAGUAGGUUUCCAGCCGGCGUGUUGCUGUUUGUCUCCUCCCCGGAUGCUGUGAUUGACAGAUUCUGCAGAGCCUGCUCGAUGUGUGUGUGUGUGCUAUAUAUUGUGUGGGCGCUUUGCAGAGAGCAGUUGUUCUGAACAGGACCCAUCACAGAAUAGGACUGCAGUAAUUUAACUCCCUGCCUCCUGUGGUGUCACCAGAAAUUAGGACAAAUUAAAACCAUUCCCCCUCAGCCCUUAUUCUUUUCACAUGUGAAAGACCUGUCCUGCUGAUUGUUUGUCAUUGAGCGGAAGGAUAUGUUUUAAAUCGUUAUAAAGCCCAGCAGUGAAGAGAGAGGCGAGAGAGAUAAGGACUAAGCUCCUGGCUGUGUCAGUUUUCGGGUGAAAUUAACAUGGCGAGCGACUCUCCAGCGAGAAGCCUGGAUGAAAUCGACCUCUCGGCUCUGAGGGAUCCAGCUGGUAUUUUUGAACUGGUGGAACUUGUUGGCAAUGGCACAUAUGGACAGGUGUACAAGGGUCGACAUGUCAAGACAGGUCAACUUGCUGCAAUCAAGGUUAUGGAUGUCACUGGGGAUGAAGAGGAGGAGAUCAAACAGGAAAUUAAUAUGCUAAAGAAGUAUUCACACCAUCGAAAUGUUGCCACCUAUUAUGGAGCCUUCAUUAAAAAGAAUCCUCCUGGAGUGGAUGACCAGCUUUGGUUGGUGAUGGAAUUCUGCGGAGCUGGAUCUGUCACUGAUUUGAUCAAGAACACAAAAGGGAACACACUGAAGGAAGAGUGGAUCGCCUACAUCUGCAGGGAGAUCUUGCGGGGCCUGACUCAUCUUCAUCAACACAAGGUCAUUCACCGUGAUAUCAAGGGUCAGAAUGUCUUGUUGACAGAGAAUGCUGAAGUCAAGUUGGUUGACUUUGGAGUGAGCGCGCAGCUUGACCGGACAGUAGGGAGGAGGAACACAUUCAUUGGCACACCCUACUGGAUGGCACCCGAAGUGAUAGCUUGUGAUGAGAAUCCAGAUGCCACUUACGAUUUCAAGAGUGAUUUGUGGUCUUUGGGAAUCACUGCUAUGGAAAUGGCCGAAGGAGCUCCACCCCUGUGUGACAUGCACCCAAUGAGGGCCUUGUUUCUCAUCCCGAGGAACCCACCACCUCGAUUGAAGUCCAAAAAGUGGUCAAAGAAGUUUGUGUCUUUUAUUGAGGGGUGCUUGGUGAAGAAUCAUGGGCAGAGGCCAGCGACAGAUCAGCUGCUGAAACAUCCCUUCAUCAGGGACCAACUCAAUGAGAGGCAAGUCCGGAUCCAACUGAAGGACCACAUUGACCGGACCAAGAAGAAGAGAGGCGAGAAAGAUGAGACAGAAUACGAAUACAGUGGGAGCGAGGAAGAGGAGGAAGAUCAUGAAUUCGGAGAACCAAGUUCCAUCGUGAACCUGCCUGGAGAAUCCACCCUCCGCCGAGACUUCCUGCGCCUGCAAUUGGCCAACAAGGAAAGGUCAGAGGCCAUCAAGAGGCAACAGCUGCAGGAGCAGCAGCAGCGGGAAAACGAGGAGCACAAGCGCCAACUGCUGGCUGAGCGGCAGAAACGCAUUGAGGAGCAGAAGGAGCAACGGCGGAGACUAGAAGAGCAACAAAGGAGAGACCGGGAGCACCGGAAACAGCAGGAGAGGGAGCAGAGGAGAAGAUAUGAGGAGAUGGAGAGACUCCAGAGAGAGGAGGAGAGACGUCUGGCUGAACGGGAGCAGGAGUACAUAAGGCGGCAGUUAGAGGAAGAACAGAGGCAGUUAGAGAUCUUGCAACAACAACUUCUGCAGGAGCAGGCUCUCCUACUGGAGUACAAGCGAAAGCAGCUGGAAGAACAGCGUCAGGCGGAACGACUACAACGACAAUUGCAGCAGGAACGGGCUUAUUUGGUGUCUCUCCAGCAGCAGCAACAGCUGGAGCCAAGAUCUGGUGAGAAGAAGGCACUUUAUCACUACAAGGACAGUAUGAACCCAACGGAGAAGCCAGCCUGGGCCAAGGAGGUACAGAAGCGAUCGCUCAGUAAUUCUCCUCGACGCCCACCCAAAGGAGUGCCUGCCACUAAGUGGCCAUCGUUCAGUGACAUCACCAAUCAGCAGCCCGCUCACCAUUUGGCCCCGCAUCCCAGUUCUGGACAACACCUUGUGAUUCCCAGUUUUCUCGCCUCUCCUCUCGUCAAUGGAAAAGGCUCACGCCAAGCCCUGACCGUACUGGACUCGGAUCAAGCAGGUCCAGCAGGAACGUCCCCUCACCAGGCCCAAGCAAAGACCAAGAAGAAAUCACGUGCCUACAAAGCCACCCCAGACCAGGCCAGGCCGGCACGACCACGGUUACGGUCACAGACCCAGCAACAACCGUCACUGGAGGCAACCUUUGAGUUUGAACGCAAUGUCAUGGUGGAGGAACGCUCCAAGUUAAACCGCCAGAGCUCGCCGGCAAUGCCACAUAAGAUGGGAAACAGGAUGUCUGAUCCAAGCAUGCCGCCUCGCUCUGAAUCAUUUAGCAGCAGUGCAGUGCAGGCUGCACGAACCCCACCAAUGCAUAGACCUGUAGAGCCUCAGGUCCAAGUAGCUCACCUGGUUCCUUUGAAACCGCACAGCACUUCCAUGACGGGUUCCCAGUCCCUUCACGAGCAGCCAACUAAGAGUAUGUCCAGCGCUUUCCAUUCACAAGAGGGGCUAGUGUCACAUCGUGCCGAAAUGCCACGGCAGAACUCCGACCCCACAUCAGAAACCCCGCCCCUCCCUCCCCGCAUUGGGUCAAGAGAAGAAAAGUGUGGGGGCAACGUUUGGCACAGGCAAGAGGAGGACACCCCACCCAAGGUCCCUCAGAGAACAACAUCCAUCUCACCAGCACCUGGCCGCAAGAGUUCACCCGGAAACAGCAGUGGAUUGGCUAAUCGGCCCAGUGCCCAGUUAAUCAGAGCAAGUAAUCCCGACUUGCGUAAGAACGAGAACCUGUUGGAGACCCCCCUGCAACGUACCAGCAGUGGCAGCUCAUCCAGUUCCAGCACUCCCAGUUCCCAACCUGGCUCCCAGAGUGGAUCCCAGAGCAGUUCCCAACCAGGCUCCCAAAGUGGAUCCAAUGAGCGCAACCAAAUCCGGGGAACAGGGAAGCCUGAAGGAUCACCAGUUCUCCCUCACGAGAGUUCGCGAGUGAAACCAGAAGAGGGCCGGGAGUUGACACGGCCUGGGAGACCUGCUAGUUAUAAGAAAGCAAUAGAUGAGGACUUGACAGCUUUGGCCAAAGAAUUGCGGGAGCUUCGUAAUGAAGAGUCAUCACGACCUCCAAUUAAAGUCACUGACUAUUCGUCGUCUAGUGAAGAAUUGGAAAGCAGUGAGGAUGAGGAAGAGGAGGAGGAGGAAGAAGAUGCAGAAAAUGAGGCACAGGAUGGGACAGUCCCAGUCAGUGAUAUUCCAAGGAUAAUGCCAUCCUCUGCACCAGCUAGCAGCGAGCAGUACAAUGAGAGCUACGGCCUGAUGGGCAUGCAAGAGGGAGCUCUGCCAUCUGACCUUUACAACAAUGCUUCAGGAGAUGGGACCCUGAUUAUCCGGGAGAAUUCUGGUGACAUAAAGUGGACUGGCCAUGUUGACAGUAACGGCUUUGCCAGCCACACCAAUCUGCCCGAUCUGGUGCAGCAAAGCCAGUCUCCUGCCACUACACCAACCGAGGCAAUUGGGCGAACCACAUCUCAACUCGCUCAGGAAAAGGACUCAGCAGCUGGGUAUGGCCGGGGCACAGGCACAAAAUCAUCCUUCACUCCAUUUGUGGACCCCAGGGUAUUUCAGACAUCACCCAGUGGCAGUGAGGAAGAGUCAUCAGCAACAGCAAUGUUCUCCAGUGAGAUGCUCCGACAGGAACAGGCAAAGCUGAAUGAAGUUCGGAAGAUCUCUGUGGUAAAUGUCAACCCAACAAACAUCCGACCCCAUAGUGACACCCCGGAGAUUCGGAAAUACAAGAAGCGGUUCAACUCUGAAAUACUCUGUGCCGCACUCUGGGGAGUGAACCUGUUGGUGGGCACAGAAAAUGGUUUAAUGUUACUGGACAGAAGUGGCCAGGGGAAGGUUUACAACCUCAUCAAUAGGAGGCGCUUCCAUCAGAUGGAUGUUCUGGAGGGUCUCAACAUUCUUGUGACGAUUUCUGGUAAGAAGAAUAAGUUGAGGGUGUAUUACCUGUCUUGGCUGAAGAAUAGGAUAUUGCACAAUGAUCCUGAGGUGGAGAAGAAACAGGGUUGGACCACAGUUGGUGAUUUGGAGGGCUGCGUACAUUACAAAGUUGUUAAAUACGAGAGGAUUAGGUUCCUCGUAAUCGCUUUGAAGAAUGCAGUAGAAAUUUAUGCCUGGGCACCAAAGCCUUAUCACAAAUUCAUGGCCUUCAAGUCUUUUGCAGAUCUUCAACACAAACCAUUACUGGUUGACCUGACGGUGGAAGAGGGGCAAAGGUUAAAGGUUAUCUAUGGGUCUCACACUGGUUUCCACGUGAUCGAUGUCGAUUCAGGGAAUGUCUAUGACAUUUACAUACCGUCACAUAUUCAGGGCAACGUCACACCUCAUGCUCUCAUCAUUCUCCCCAAAACGGAUGGGAUGGAAAUGCUGCUGUGCUAUGAGGAUGAGGGCGUUUAUGUCAAUACUUAUGGGCGAAUCACCAAGGACAUUGUGUUGCAAUGGGGGGAGAUGCCCACAUCUGUUGCCUACAUCCAUUCCAGUCAAAUAAUGGGCUGGGGCGAGAAGGCCAUUGAGAUUCGGUCAGUGGAGACUGGGCACCUGGAUGGGGUUUUCAUGCACAAGAGAGCGCAACGCCUGAAGUUUCUGUGCGAGAGAAAUGACAAGGUCUUCUUUGCAUCUGUGCGUUCGGGUGGAAGCAGCCAAGUUUUCUUCAUGACCCUGAACAGGAACUCGAUGAUGAACUGGUAACAAGACGGAGAGCACGCAUUCUGUUCACACUCGCACUGACAUAUGGAAGUCGACAAUUUAGAGAGAUUUCUAACCUUUAAAGGAAAAAGCCUCUUGAUGUCACGGAUAUAAAAGGACUAAUGCAAUAUAACAAAGCCUGUGUUGCGUAUCUUGAGAUGAUAGUGAUGAUUUUUUUUUAAGUCCCGGUAAACUUUGUGUGCGUGGCAAGGGUCUUGGAGGGAAAACCCUCAACAUCGAAACCAGCUGUGAAGACCUCUUAGCAUCAGGAUGUCCUGAAGGUGCUGGGGUUAUUUUCCUGCUGGCUACACUGUGCCAGAACUGAAUAGAGGGAGGGAGUUACUGAGGGAGAGCAUGAUGCUGCUGCUCUGUGCGAUGAUAAAAAUAGUUGUGGGAAUGGCCAGGGAUGGGGUUGGGGGUGGGGAGGUUAUUGCUGGUAUCAGCAGGCAAAUGAACCACCAUUUUUUUCCCCAAAAACUUAGUUUUCUUUCUGAUCAUCAGAAGCAAAGCACCUGGCCUGGAAAAGAAAGGGGCAGUCAUUAUUGAUAGUUUAACUAUGGGAUAAAUGUUUUGCUCAUAACAAAGGGAAAACAAUAUUUUAAAGGAGAAUUACUACUAAUUUCAACUCUGAUAGAACAACAUAGUAAUUCUAUCACUAGUUUAGUGGAAAGGUUCAGUAUGUGGCUGGGUGGCUUAAUUUACAGAAGUGUAUUCACAUUUUGACUAUAAACUAGUGUUAGGCUCUGAGACUCUUCAAUUAAUGGGUUUAUUUCAAUUCACUAAUAUUUAAUCUGAAGAAUUUCCUUUGAGGAUCCAUUCCUGUUGAACUGACUGGUCCGAAAGGAAUCCAUAAUGUCACUUUGGGAACAUGAGAAAAUGGAGCAUUUCUUCUGGCGAAACGUCUUUUUAAAAACUGCCGGGAAGGAUCAAGAGAGGGUGAGAGAAGAGGGAGGGAGGGGGCGAGGGGACCGAGGGAGAUGACAGAAAGGAGAAAAAGGACAAUGGAGAGUGGGCUGCUGCAGGAUCAUUUUGGAGAUAAAAUCCUUGUGAGUGAUGUGAAAGGGUUCAGUGCCAGACAAAACUUCCAAUCAAAAAGGGUGUUCCCAACAUCUUGCUCCUCCCUGCCAACCACACCUGACCCCUCCCCCAUGGCUCCAGUCAUGAAUUUAUUCCAAUAGUCCCAAGAUGGUGUGGAUAUUUCCUGCAAUUCUUUCAUGAAUGUGGACAUCAUUACCAAGGCUAUCGUUUGUUGCCCAUUUCUAAAGACCUCUGAUCUGAGUGGCUCACUCGGCCAUUUCCGAGGGCAGUUAACAGGCAACCUCAUUGCUAUGCGUCUGGAGGUGCACACAUGCCAGGCCAGGUAUGGAUGGCUGAUUACUGUCCUGACACUAUCGGAAACCCUUCUUCCCCACACCCUGGAUUUUGCUCAAUGUUCCAACCUUGUCCUUGGUUGUUUGGUGGGGGAAGGCAGUUGCACAUAUGUUUAUCUUAAUCAAAUGCUUGGUAGAUUGGCAGCAAAGGACGAAACUGGAAGUGAAGGCAGGCUGGAAGUUGACACAUCAGUGCUAAGGAGGUGGUCACAGAUGUUACUCAGUCAUGUGUGCCCGGCCUUCAAUCAUUUUGGUGGCGUUUUGUUUGUUUUAAAAAUGCAAAAGCCAAAAAGAAGAAAAGGAUUUCUACAUUAUGAAUUAUCCUGUGAGUGGGAGGGGGUGGUUAGGGGUUGGGGACAAAAAGUGGGGAUGUAGCGUGUGUUAUUUGGGAGCUUGAUGAGUUUUGCUCCUCUAUAGAACCCACUUGUGUAUCUGUCUAAAUGGUUAUGAUUGAACUGAGUGAUGUGAAGAAUAUUCUUUCCUUAAAUAGCUGCAGGGCAUGGCUGAUUACGGAUUAGAGUGUUGUCAUGGAUCAAUCUAUGUAAUUUCCUGUUUUUUAACCUACCUCCUUUUAUCAUUUUGUGUGUAGCUGUUUUAACAGCAGGCAUUAAGUCAAGCUUGAAGCUUUUUUUAAAAAAUAAAUUAAAUGUGUCAUUUUCUUA